AUGUCGCUGCCCCACCGGCGGCCCCACUGGUACCCCGAGCAGCGGCAGCGCGCCUCCUUCUUGUUCUCCGGUAUCCGCGACCCGGUCACGCCCCCGCCGUCGCCUGCCUGGGCCCCCGGGCUCGACCCUGAGCUCACAGGUGGCGCGGCAGAGGGCUGCUCGGAGGAGGCAGAGGCCUGGGGCCACGUCCGCUACGACCGCGGACGGGCGCUGAGCCGCUGCACCGCUGCGGUUCCCCUGGGCCCGGCGCCCCGCGCCCCGCAGCGCACCGCCCAGGGCCCCAGAACCUCGCCCCAGUGGGCGCCCACCCCGUCUCCCCCGCGGCGCGUCGGGUCUCCGCAGCCCGCCUGCCGUGCUGGCCUCGGCCGCCGCCCCUCCACCCAGCACGGUCCCCAGCGAGCGGAGGACCGCCAGCCCGGCGCUUCUGGAACAGCGGCCGCGGGCGGCAAAGAGCCGGAGCCCAGCGUCCACAGCCUGGCUGCACGGAGCCGGAGGAGCGCCGAGGAGCCCGCGCCGCCGCUCGCCGUGCCCCCGACUUGGGCCGGCAGAAGGGUCCCCUGCCGGUGCGCAGGGGACAAGAGUCGGGGCCGGGGCAAGCUGCUGGUCGCCGCCUCAGGAAAAUGCCAGGAGAAUUUCAGGAAAGUUGCCCUGGAAAACAAAACGGAUUGGAAAAACCCAGAUGAAUUGUGGAGAUAUUACAACAAAGAAUCCUGAAGAAAGAGAUCUUUUUCUCCCUCCCCUGCACCCCUGUCUCAGGGAGGAGGGGGCACAAAGCGAAAUAAUGACGAUGCAGUAAAACAGGAUGAACACUAUGGAAAUA
Oryctolagus cuniculus (rabbit) is the source of this 820-nucleotide messenger RNA. RefSeq lists its product as uncharacterized. The record is from RefSeq and is a predicted model, not a curated record. NCBI's taxonomy places the organism in Eukaryota, Metazoa, Chordata, Mammalia, Lagomorpha, Leporidae.